Messenger RNA from Myotis myotis, 2766 nucleotides. RefSeq names its product SEBOX homeobox (gene SEBOX). The transcript has 3 exons. Gene Ontology annotation, molecular function: DNA binding. The coding region runs from base 1181 to 2053 and encodes 290 amino acids. The record is from RefSeq and is a predicted model, not a curated record. NCBI's taxonomy places the organism in Eukaryota, Metazoa, Chordata, Mammalia, Chiroptera, Vespertilionidae.
GGCCUCCUAAUGAACCACAAAGCUGUGGGCUGGAGAAGGCCUCGUGGGUGCUAGCCCUCCUCCUGAGCUAAGCAGCCCCUAACAACCCACCAGUAGCUAAGCAGGAGCUCGGAUGAUGAUAGGAGUCACCAAGCGCCCCCUCUCAGCCCUGGGCUUGCUUUACCUCUUGGAGUUGACCCCUAGGGUCUUGGAGGACAGAGAAGGGGUGAAGGGGAUGGGCUUCUGGUUCAGUUUUCUGGUCAUCUUGAGCCUGAAAUGUGGUUAUCUCAGAAGACCUGAGUCCCUAGGGAACUGGUCACUGGUGACCCCUAGUGACCCCUAGUGACCUGGCUCCCCUAGUGACCCCCCAUCUGUGAGGACUCUGCCUGGGGUUUGGGUGCAGGGCACUGAGGUUAGGAGAGAUAGGAAAGGCAGGGACCCAAAGGAAAUUCAAAUGUUCCUACAUCUCUUAGUAAGUGGCCCAGAAGAUUUCCAAGGACCAGUGCGCUGUAUAUACAAAUAUCUUCCUUAAAACCCCUCAGUUGUACCUGUGGAACCUCCUCUGAUUUCAGGUUCCUGGACUCUAGGAAGCCCACCUGGGCUUUUGAGGGGCCAGAGAGAAAGGGUUAGAUGAAAACAAAGCUCUAAAGCAGACCUGAGGGAGAUCUGGUGGUGACAGCUGCUUCCCAGCCCUGCUGCUGUCCCAUCAUCCUCUGCACCCUGCCCAGCCUCAGCAGGUACUUCUCCCAUAUCCUGGAGAAAGGGAAUCCUUUCUGCUUUUUGGAGGCUUCAGAACUAAGUUACAGGCCAGCAUCCAGGAUGUGUGGAACAAGGAUGACGGCUGAUUUGUACACUUGGGCAAGUUCAGGCAGCAUGGCCCACUUCCAGGAAGGCCUGGAUUCUAUUUACUCUCGAUGGAAAACCCCAGCCCAGCAGUGCCUGGACUGGACUGGAGAAGGCAGACAGGCAUCAGGAUUAGGAUCAGGUACCGACAGACCAGGUCUGUUCAGUUGUUGGAGUCUCCUCUGCUGCCCCCUCUGGAAAUUGACAAAGGACUCCUAUGGAGCCCAGUCCUCAGCUGGGGGACAGGACUGCACCCACUCUCCCCUGAAGGCAGCCAGCACCUUCAGGGCUGAAGUCCUGGGAACACUGCAGAGAGGGAUUUCUUUGGCUUCCUGGAAGAAGCCCUGGGAGAAUUUUUAUGAAGUACCCGGAUUUCAGACACAGACGGCCAAACUGUGCAGUUCAAGGAGUGGGGCUGGGACCAGCUUCCUUUGUGGAGCCCUGGAGGAGCAGGGGCCCCAAAACUUGUGCCCCACCUAUACCCUGCCAAGCUCCAACACUGCCCCUGGCCACCUGUGUCUCCUCAAGCUGGAUGAUAAACCUCUAUGCUCCUGGAGGUGGAGCCAGCCCUCUGAGCAGGAUAAAACCCCAAUCAGAGGAGUCUGGUGUGGGCACAGCCUGGGAAUGGCCCUCUGGCUCCUCACUCUCUGCCAGCUCCAUGGCCAACCCUGUGGAUGCAUCGCCAACAGGCCAUGCCAGUGGGUUGGGUCCCCACCGGAGAAAGCGGACCACCUUCAGCAGAGGACAGCUGCUGGAGUUGGAGCGGGUGUUUGCAGCACGGCCCUACCCUGACAUUGGCACCCGUGAGCAUCUGGCCCAGGUCACCUGCCUUCCUGAGGCCAAGAUACAGGUGUGGUUCCAGAACCGGCGGGCCAAGAGAAUCAAGAACAGGAAGCCAGGAGGCCUAAACUCCAGGCCUGAGCCCCCCCAGAGACCCUGUUCUCUUUCAGAUGCCCUCCAGCAGUCUCAGGAGCCCCAAACACUAGGCCAGCUUCCACUCUCCAGCAGCACAGCUCAGUGCACCUCAGGGUGUCGACAUGCCUCCUGUCCGGCUCCUGGCUUGGGUCCAGGGCAGGGCUGGGUGGGGGCUAAAGCUGUAGCUCCUUGGGGACCAGCUGGGGCUUCAGGGGUCCAUCUUUCUUCAGAGCAAACUACUCCCCAGACCUCACUGGGCAGCCUGUCUGAACUCAUCUAUGCCUCGGCCAUUGUCACCAACCUGGACCACUCCUAAUCUAGGUCAGAACUUGCAAACCCCCACCUCUAGCUCCUGUAGCCCACCUGCCCCUUGAGCUGAAACACAUCACCCUCUUCUUUUACACAAGGGCAUUCUCUUAUGGGGAGAAAGUUUAGUUCAGGGAUCCCUCCCUUCCACUGUCCUCCAGGCCAGCCUAGAUGCGGGACCUAUGGAGUAAAUGGGACCUGGCUCCUGCUUCCCAGCACCCUGCACCUCCUGAGGCAUAUGCCCAUUGUCUUGGCAGGAGAGACCUUCAGAGGGAUGAGGUAUGGGGCCACAUUUUCCCCCUGUCCUGCCAGGCCCGGCCCCCAACUCUUCUCACCCAAGCAGAAGACACCUCCUCCCUCUAAAGGAAAAUGGGCAGGAAGCUGCCUCUCACCUUCAGGCCAGCACCUCACUGCUGUGAGCUAGGGGAGGAGAGUGUGCUGGUCCUAAUUCUAGACUGCAAGGGACCAACCCUUUCAUAGUCGAGGGUCUCUCCUGACCUCCUACCACCUGGACAAAUUAAUCAGAACCAUGAAUCUGAAGAAGAAGCGAUAUUAAAGUAAUAAAGUAGAAACAGGAGCUUGUAGUUUACAUUGAUUUAAUUUUCAUAAAGAUCAGAUCAGUUGCCCUCUGAUCUGGGGGUGUGGAGAGAACCUGACAGAUUCGAACAGGGUAGGGUGGUGUGUGCACGGCAGCGUUGGGUUUUGCUAUCACUGUCAUCUGUA